Ochotona princeps (American pika) is the source of this 770-nucleotide messenger RNA. RefSeq names its product lens epithelial protein (gene LENEP). The record is from RefSeq and is a predicted model, not a curated record. The transcript has 2 exons. Gene Ontology annotation, biological process: multicellular organism development. Lineage: Eukaryota; Metazoa; Chordata; Mammalia; Lagomorpha; Ochotonidae. The coding region runs from base 423 to 608 and encodes 61 amino acids.
GUUCUCUGAGGGGUCCCCUAGGGUGGGGGAUGGGACAUAACAGGCUGGAAGGGGGCUCUUGCUGACCAGUUCCCAGGGUCAGCCGUAGCAGGAGCUCACCGGAGAGCAGAGGCAGGAGUUGGACCAACUCCUGGGGCAGGGACGGCCAGGCAGGACAGCACCCAGGCCAGAAGGAGGGAUGCUGAGCUGGCGUGCCUGGGGAGAGUGAAUGGUAGAGUGGCCAGGCCUGCCCUUCUGCUGGCCCCACCCCAUCCCUGGCCACAGAGGCUGACUCAGCCCUUUCCCAGGCCCAGAACUUUCCCUGUGCCAGGCCCUGGGGCCUUUGUCAGUAGUCAUGAGGCCUGAGGGGGGAGGGUGGAGACAGUGGUCAUAAAAGGCACCCCCCCGGCCCCUCCUACCCCUUUCCUCACAACUGCUCCCACAUGCAGCUCCGGACACAGCCCCUCGCCCACACCCUGCCCUUCACCCUCAGAGGGCUCCUGCAAGAUGCCGGCUUCCAGGUGCCCAUCAUCAAGACGGGCACAGGGUGGCAGAGCCUGCAGCAGACCCUGAAGGAAGUUGCCUACGUCCUUCUGUGCUGUUGGUGUAUCAAGAAACUGUUGGAUUGACGGUGGCAGGCGCCUUGCCUGCCCUCUCCAGGGGCACCAUGGCUGGCAUCGCUCAGCCCCAACUCUCUUCCUCAGCACCUGCCCAGGCUUCGUGAAGACCCCCCAGGGCCAACUGUGCUUGACCAGGGGAUGAACCACAGAUGAGUCAAGUGUGGAUCCUAU